AUGACCACCGCUCACGUUUCCCUUUUGCAGCAGGACCUGUCUGGGUCGGCGACACCGGGCGCUCAAAUUCCCUCCGCCGCUGAACAUCAUUUCCCCCUCCUCUCCAGCAUUCUCAGCUCCCGGUCAGAACGUCGACGGUCAUUGGGGACAUCCAUCGUUGGUACUGGCACGGCCAAUUUCGCGUCCGAGGAAUUCCCCAAGCAGCACCAUCGCCGCGGCUCGUUACUGAGAAAACUGGCGGGUCCACGGGAGAACGCAAAGCGGUUCCUCCGCCUGGGGACCCCCGUCCAUCCGCCUUCGACGCCACCCGCCGCUCGCCCAAUGUAUCGCGCUCGCCGCCCUCGUCCGGUCUCUGAAAUCGUCCUCUCUCCUGACGAUGCCCAAAUGCUCGCCUCACACAGUCUAGGCGUCGGUCGAAUGCGAUCCCACUCAUCGUCGACAUCCUCGGCGUCCCGGCCCUCCGCCGGGGUCGCUCCUCAGCCUUCGGAUCCGGCGGUUCCAUUUCCGACUCUUCGCAACGAGAGAAUUGUGGCUACAGGAAGCGGCAUCAGUGUUGGCAUCGCUCUAACGGAGCCCGUACUCUAUCUCCAGGGAUAUGAUCAUAACGAUCCCAGUACCAAGAAGUCGGCCAUUCUCCGAGGACAAUUACACCUGAAAGUCACCAAGAGCGUCAAAAUCAAGAAGAUCUCGAUUUGCUUCCGUGGACAUGCGCAGACGGAUUGGCCUGAUGGAAUUCCCCCCAAGAAGCUUCACCACACCGAUAAGAAAGACCUCGUCACUCAUGGCGUGAUGUACUUCAACCACGGUGAUCCGGUAUUGAUCCAGAACGAUUAUGGUGCCCACUUCUACCAGCAUGCCAAACCUGUCACAUCCACGGUAGGCAAGGAUGGCCCAACGACAAUCACCCGUGAGCUCUUUUCGAAGACUGGCUCCAAUACGUCGCUCCAUAACAGCCACAUGACCGGCAAGGAUCUCAAGCGCCUGUCCCUGCAGGCCAACCAUCAGCACUCCCGCAGCUUCGGGAAGAACGACUCGUCUCCCGGCGCUCCCGCUCACCCUCAGCGCAACUAUCGAAUGUUUCCCGUGGGCGACUACCUGUAUAGCUUCGAGUUUCCCAUCGAUGGAUCCCUUCCAGAGACGAUAAAAACAGACCUUGGAUUCGUUCGGUAUGACCUCGAAGCGAUCGUGGAGCGGUCGGGUGCCUUUCGGCCCAAUCUGCUCGGCACUCUAGAGGUCCCUGUGAUUCGCACCCCAGCCGAGGGUUCGUUGGAACAGGUCGAGCCGAUUGCCAUUUCUCGGAAUUGGGAAGACCAGUUACACUAUGACAUCGUAAUCUCAGGAAAAUCAUUUCCUCUUGGGAGUCAGGUCCCCAUCGCGUUCAAACUGACGCCGCUCGCCAAAGUCGAGUGCCAUAGGAUCAAAGUAUACGUGACGGAGAAUAUCCAGCAUUGGACGGUCGACAAGAGCGUCCAUCGCUUUCAACCAGCGAAGAAGGUCCUUCUGUUCGAGAAACGGGCCGAUUCUGCCAGUACGAGUGCGUAUCCCGGUAGCUCAAUGCGUGUUACAGCAGGCGGCGGUAUUGGCUAUGAUCAACGUGCGGCCGCUGCGAGAGGGCAAGAGUUCGUCGAUCGCAACCGUACGAAUCUAUUGGGAGAUCUUGGUAGAGAUGCUGGAGUUGGUCCAACCGAGAUGGAAUUCAAUGUGCAGCUCCCGAGCUGCCAUGAAAUGAAAAACCGCGAUGAAUCUCAACGGCUACACUUUGAUACGACGUAUGAAAACAUCCAGAUCAAUCAUUGGAUUAAGAUCGUCCUGAGACUUUCCAAGGUCGACGAGAGAGAUCCCAAUAAGCGGAGACACUUUGAGAUUUCGAUAGACUCACCUUUCCAUCUCCUCUCCUGCAAGGCUACACAGGCAAACAUCUACCUCCCCGCAUAUACCUCCCCCAACUCGGACCCUGUCCCGCCUGCGCAGGAGUAUGAAUGCGGUUGUCCGGGAGCGGCCGUCAUCCCCAGACCUGCCCCAGUCAGGCGGGUGUCGCCCCCAACUGACCCUGAGGAUUCGCCAGGAGGAGGCCAUGUCUCGAGGAGCUUCACUAAUGGCUCAGGCGGCUUGACUCGACCACCGCCAGUGCAUCUAGCGCAAGAAGCGCAUGAACGGCCAAACGAUCCGGCGCCACGCCCCAUGCAUCUCCUCCGAGCGCCAUCCUUUGCCCCGCCUGCUUUUGAGGACGUGCCGCCGCCACCACCACUCGUUACACCUCCGCCAGAGUACACCUCAAUCGUGGGUGAUAAUGACCGGGAGGCCGUUCUCGAGGACUACUUCUCUCGGCUGUCAUGUUACGAGGAACAUGCAGAUGACGCACGGGGUCGUGGACGGGUCGACGUUCCUCUCACCCCCGGUGGGCGGGUGAACCGCAGCAUGGAUGUUCCCCGCGAAUGGGUUCGUCUGGAGGAGUCGGCCGUCUGA
This is a messenger RNA of Aspergillus terreus NIH2624, 2466 nucleotides long. Its product is annotated as arrestin family protein. The record is from RefSeq and is a predicted model, not a curated record. Gene Ontology annotation, molecular function: protein-macromolecule adaptor activity; ubiquitin protein ligase binding. Gene Ontology annotation, cellular component: cytoplasm; cytosol. Bases 1 to 2466 code for a protein of 821 amino acids. NCBI's taxonomy places the organism in Eukaryota, Fungi, Ascomycota, Eurotiomycetes, Eurotiales, Aspergillaceae. The transcript is spliced from 3 exons. Gene Ontology annotation, biological process: ubiquitin-dependent endocytosis.